Messenger RNA from Macadamia integrifolia, 1942 nucleotides. RefSeq names its product UPF0481 protein At3g47200-like. The transcript is spliced from 2 exons. The coding region runs from base 230 to 1942 and encodes 570 amino acids. The record is from RefSeq and is a predicted model, not a curated record. NCBI's taxonomy places the organism in Eukaryota, Viridiplantae, Streptophyta, Magnoliopsida, Proteales, Proteaceae.
CACGUCGCCCUAUCCUGGAAACCCCACCCCUUCUGUUCCUCCUAAAAUGUUUGAGGAAAAGGUAAAGUAACCAGUGGCCAGCGGUGUGCAUGAUCUGUACUCGAAUCAUUCUCUCCGUAGAGGUAGAGGCGAUCCGGACCACCCUAAUUACUCAUCCAGACUUCCCUUCCAUAAGUAUGGCCUUUUGGUAGUGUAGAUCAUUGCUGAGUCACACAAGGAAGGGGCAACGAUGGAACUGCAAAUGAAACCAGGGCCGCAACACCGACGGGAACAGCAACUGCAACUGCAACUGCCGGAGCAGCCCCAGCAACAGAAGCCGCAAAGGCCCUCCUCUUUUUCCCAGUCAAUACCAGUCAAUGGUGUCAAAGUAACGGAGAAGGAGUGGGUGAUCUCGAUUUGGGAGAGGCUUGAACAAGCCCAUCUCGCUUCUUCAAGGUCGAAGCUCUGCAUUUACAGAGUCCCCGAAUGCCUCCGAGAGAACGACGACAAGGCCUUCAUCCCCCAAGUCGUCUCCCUGGGUCCUUACCAUCACAAACGCAACGAGAGCCUCCGCGACAUGGAAGAGCACAAACUGCGCUCCCUCGAUCUGAUUCUCAAGCGAACCAGUCAAGAUGUCAAGCUCUACCUUGAUUCCAUCAGUGAGGUCGAAGUCCAAGCUCGCAACUGCUACGUAGGUCCAAUCUCUCACACCAGCCACGAGUUUGUAUAUAUGAUGGUUCUCGAUGGUUGCUUCAUGCUCGAGAUCUUCCAAGGUGCUGUGGAUGGCUUCGAGCAACUGGGCUACCCACGGAAUGACCCAAUCUUCGCAUGGCGCAGCGUUAUGCACUCCAUCCGCCAGGAUAUGGUUAUGCUCGAGAACCAGAUCCCACUCUUCAUCCUCGAUCGCCUUCUCGAACUCCAGUUCGGUGUCAAUGGAGGACCAGGCGUGAGACCCCAAGCAGCCCAGCUCGCACUCAGGUUCCUCGACUUCGUCGACUCUCUCAUGUCGACGGACGAGACAUUGCGGAAUAGAUAUUGGAAGAAGCGGACCAAAUACGCAAACACAGACCUCGACGGCCUCCAUUGCCUCGACUUAUUACGCAGAAAGCCCAUGGACUUGCCUACGAAUUGGAUGAGAUGGAAGCCGCAGCCGUUGGAUGCGAUGGAUAAGCAGCGGCAGCAACUGGUCCGCUGCGCAACAGAGUUGAGGGUGGCAGGGGUGAAGUUCAGGAAGAGGAAUACAGAGCGAUUCUGGGAGGUGAAGUUCAAAAAUGGAACCCUUUGCAUCCCAAGGCUGUUGGUUCAUGAUGGGACCAAAUCGCUCUUACUGAACAUGAAAGCUUACGAGCACUGUCACAUCGAUUGUGGUAACGAAGUCACUUCUUACUUGAUCUUGAUGGAUGCUCAGAACCAGAUGGGUCAGCUGAUCCUCCGGGCCGAGGCCAUGAGUCGGGAGCUCGAGGCCAGCGAGAGGGAGAAGGUCUCCCUAGACAACGAACGCUCCACCCUCCUCGAGAAGGUGGAGCACCUGGAGUGCGACCUGGCCCUCGAGCGCCGAGAGUGCGAACGGAAGCUCUCGGAGUUGAAGUCGCAGGUGAGGGCCCGCCUUCUGGAAGCCGAAGCUCGAGGGGUCGAGAAGUAUCGGUCCUCCGAGGCCUUCAAGGAGGAGAUCACGAAGGCCAUCGCCCCAGGGUACACCAUGGGUGCUACCGAGGUCCGAGAUUGGGUCCUCGGGCACUACCCUGGGGUUUCCUUUGCAGACAGCGGCCUCAUCUUCGAGGACGACGAUGUGGAGGCGGUGCCAUCGGCCACCGAAGUUGCCGAAGCCGACGGUGGAGGCGGCAGCGAGGAAGGAGAGAUUCAGCCGCAUCGGGAAGUCCCUCCAACCCCUGGUCGUGGAGGUUCGGACCAGGAAGCACUCCCCGCCGAAGACGAGGCCGCGAACCCGACGGACGUUCCUUAA